UUUAAAAGUUAUUUUCUAACAUUGUCAAUUUCAAUAUCCAAAAUUAGGUUGAGGACACGUAUCGAUUUAAACACGGAUACAUUGUUAUCGUUCUCCCUUCCACCCCCAUUUAUAUCCUGCGAGGUUUUCGCACGCAUUUUCCGUCACUCGGCAAUUUUAUAUUCGCAUCGUGGCAAACAAAUUGAACCUGUUUAAUAUGCUUCGGAAUCGAGAGACGACCGGAAUUCAAUCGUUCAUCCUUCAGUUCCUUCCGUUGCUACCCCUCGGGGGGAAAGCAAAUUGAUUUUUACAGCUCGGUCCAUUUCGGUAGCGCCAGAGAUUCUAGACACUGUGGCACCCAAAAUGUCCCCCACUCUGGCGGCAGCGCCAGAGGGGAGUAAAACCAACCCCCCGUAUUCCCGCUUAUUCCUUUUGUGUCCCUUCUCGUAGCACUUCAAUACGUUGUACGCGGAGAUGGCUUUGGCAAACAUGUUGAAAUUGCAAAAUUUUUGCUGCAAAUAUGAUUUAAAAUGUGGAACGAUGGUGAUUGGUGGUUUUCAAACUUUUUGUUCGAUUUGUUACUUCUUGUUUGCUUGCAUAAGCGCUGUGACUGGUGAUCAACCCCCUGAACAUUAUAAAAUUGCUAUUCCCGCUACAUUUUCAGGGGUAAUUAUUAAUGGUAUGGUUCUAUUAGGAGCUAUAAAGGAAUCAAGCGUCCUUUUAAUACCAUAUUUAAUACUUUUGGGAGCUCUUUUAAUUGUAAUUUGUUAUCUUGGAUUAAUUUUAUCUAUUUUGGAACCUUUGGUACUUAUAGCUUUCAUAUUUGCAGUUCCUGCAAUUUAUCUUUGGCUAACUGUGUUUAGUUAUUACCAAUCGCUUGUAGCGGAACCUAUAACAAUUACAAAUCCAUCGAUGGUUGCGUACAAUAACCCGGGAGUGAUGGAAACGAAAUAUCCUGAAGUUGUUUAAUUAAAUUAUCCAUAUAUUAGUGAUAAAUUUGCCAAAAUUAUUACAAAUA
Onthophagus taurus is the source of this 997-nucleotide messenger RNA. RefSeq lists its product as uncharacterized. The record is from RefSeq and is a predicted model, not a curated record. Lineage: Eukaryota; Metazoa; Arthropoda; Insecta; Coleoptera; Scarabaeidae.